Messenger RNA from Dibothriocephalus latus, 1002 nucleotides. Lineage: Eukaryota; Metazoa; Platyhelminthes; Cestoda; Diphyllobothriidea; Diphyllobothriidae. The record is from the annotation of a GenBank genome assembly.
AGUUUACGAAACUUGGACAGCUAUGACAUAUUUUCCGAAACCAUGGGAAUGCCCGAAGAUCCGCCACCAUCGGAGCUGACGGAAACAGACAGAAUUGUGAAAAUUGUCGGGGAUGUAUUCCUCACCUACCUAGCUGGCAUUGCCAUGAUUACGGGCAUCAUCACUAGUGUCCUAAGUCUCCUACUCUUUCGGCAGGAUUCGCGGACUUCAAGGAGCACACGCCUUCUGCUCUCAAUGGUUGCCCUCUCAGACUUUAAUCUGCUCGUAUCAGUCCUAUUUUUUUAUCUGGUCAGGGAAGCUAUUCCCAAAGACAGCCACAGCAAGGCGUUCUUUGAGCACCCAGUUGUCUUCAGUCUACUCUUCUACGUCUCCAAUGUUUUUGAGCUCUUUCGAAAUUGGCUUCUGGUAGUCAUCUCCUUUGAACGCCUCCUCUUCUUCAUCAAACCUGUCGAAGUUAAGACAUUCUGGCGUUACCAGACUGUAAAAGCGGUGAUUGCCGGGCUGGUGGGCUUUUCUCUGCUGGCUCGCCUUCCCAGUGGCGUCUACGCCUUUACGGAGAACUUCCGACCCAAACCGGCGGACAUCAACCGGGUCUCUAAACUCCUGCACACCGCUACCGACUGCGUCCUCCUGACCAGUCUGCCCAUCACGCUAAUGACGUGCAUUUGCAUUGUCACUACCAGUCGAAUACACCGUUUCAUGCGGACAAAACGGCGGCUCAAGAAGGUCUUUAUAAGUUUUUCUCUGCCCUCCAUUCCGGCCAGUGGUCUGCAGUUCUACAUUGCCUACACCGAUGUCCGAAGCUCGGUCCUGCUUUGGACAAUGCAGAUUUUGAGGGCAAUCGGAAAUUUUACUUCGAUGCUCAGUUCCACCUCCAACUUCUUUGUUUACAUUUUUCAGAGUAAACGAUAUAGGGCAAUCCUGGCGCAGAUACUACAUCUUGACAAAAUUUACCCAAGGCUAAAACAGGAAUCAACGAUUACACCUGCUUCCCUUAGAUGA